AUGGGAGAUGUUGGAGCACAAUAUUUUGCUAAUGCAUUACGACAUAAUAUGACACUCACUCAACUGGAUCUUGGAUUUAAUCAAAUCGGGGAUGCUGGAGGAGAAUACUUGGCUGAUGCAUUACGACAUAAUACGGCACUCACCAUACUAUAUCUUUAUGAUAAUCAAAUCGAACAUGUUGGUGCAAAACAUUUGGGGAAUGCGUUACGACAUAAUAGAACACUCACUACACUGAAUCUUCGAGAUAAUCAAAUCGGAGAUCUUGGAGCACAACAUUUGGGAGAUGCAUUACGACAUAAUACGACCCUAACCACGCUGCAUCUCUUUUAUAAUCAAAUCGGAGAUGUUGGAGCACAACAUUUGGCUGAUGCAUUACAACAUAAUACGACACUUACGACACUCUAUCUAGGAUGGAAAGAAAUCGGAGAUGUUGGAGCACAACAUUUGGCUAAUGUACUACGAAACAACACAAUACUCACUAAAUUGAUUCUUGGAUUUAAUGAAAUCGGAGAUGUUGGAGCACAAUAUUUGGCUGAUGCAUUACGACAUAACACGACACUCACUCAACUGGAUCUUGGACAUAAUCGAAUCGGAGAUGCUGGAGCAGAAUAUUUGGCUGAUGCAUUACGACAUAACACAGCACUCACCAUACUAUAUCUUUAUGAUAAUCAAAUCGAACAUGUUGGUGCAAAACAUUUGGGGAAUGCAUUACGACAUAAUAGAACACUCACUACACUGAAUCUUCGAGAUAAUCAAAUCGGAGAUCUUGGAGCACAACAUUUGGGAGAUGCAUUACGACAUAAUACGACCCUAACCACGCUGCAUCUCUUUUAUAAUCAAAUCGGAGAUGUUGGAGCACAACAUUUGGCUGAUGCAUUACAACAUAAUACGACAUUCACUACACUGGAUCUUCGAGAGAAUCCAGUCGGAGAUGUGGGAGCACAACAUUUGGCUAAUGUACUACGAAAUAACACAAUCGGAGAUAUUGGAGCACAAUAUUUCGCUAAUGCAUUACGACAUAACACGACACUCACUACACUGAAUCUUGGAUAUAAUCAAAUCGGGGAUGCUGGAGCAGAAUAUUUGGCUGUUGCAUUAGGGCAUAAUACUACACUUACCACACUACAUUUCUAUCAUAAUCAAAUCGGAAAUAUUGGAGUAAAACACUUGGGAAUCGCAUUACGACACAACAGGACACUCACUAAACUGGAUCUUGGAUAUAGUAAGAUCGGAGAUGUUGGAGCACAAUAUUUAGCUGAUGCAUUGCGACAUAAUACGGCACUUACCACACUACUUCUCGGUUGGAAUAAAAUCGGAGAUGUUGAAGCACAACAUUUGGGCGACGUAUUACGAAACACCACAACACUCACUACAUUGGAUCUUCGAUCUAAUGAAAUCGGAGAUGUUGGAGCACAACAUUUAGCUGAUGCAUUACGACAUACUACAACACUCACUACCUUGGUUCUUGGAUUUAAUGAGAUCGAAGAUGUUGGAGCACAACAUUUAGGUGCUUUAUUACGACACAACAGGACACUUACUACACUGAAUCUUGAUUUUAAUCGAAUCGGAGAUGUCGGAAUACAAUAUCUAGCCGAUGCAUUACGAUAUAACACGACACUUACCACACUAUGUCUUUGGCGCAAUUAUAUCGAAGAUGUUGGAGCACAACAUUUGGCUAAUGCAUUACGACAUAAUACGACACUAACUACACUGGAUUUCCGUGAUAAUCAAAUCGGGCAUGUUGGAUUACAAUAUUUCGCUGAUGCAUUACGAGAUAACAUGACACUCACUGAACUGCAUAUGACUGAAAGGGUAAUGAUAUACGGCGAUCUUGGUAAAAUCAAGCAAUUUGUUCGACGCAAUCAACAACGAAAUAAACCGUAG
Molecule: messenger RNA, 1884 nt
Organism: Adineta steineri
Lineage: Eukaryota; Metazoa; Rotifera; Eurotatoria; Adinetida; Adinetidae
Source: the annotation of a GenBank genome assembly